AUGUUCCACCACAAGAAGAAUAUGGGCGAUACCCCGAAGGAGGUGCUCAAUUGGCGCAUGUGGUAUGGAGUAUUUGUCUUCGGCAUGAUGGGUGCUGCUCGUGGUCUUGAUGAAGGUCUCAUUGGAACUACCGCCACCCUACCAUCGUUCUCCAAUCAGUUCCGUCUCAAGGAUCCUGCCUUGAGCGAAGCUGAACAGGACAAUAGACUCUCCAAUAUCACGAGUAUGGUCCAGCUCGGCUCCAUCCUUGGUGCUCUCAUCGGCUUCUACAUCACAGACAAGAUUGGCCGUCUUUGGGCAACUCGUGAGUUAUGUGUCGUCUGGGUGUCCGGUAUCGCCAUUUAUCUAGGAGCUGCCGCCCACGGAAGUCUGGGAAUGAUUUAUGCUGGUCGUUUCAUCGCUGGCAUCGGCAUAGGGCAGACUACUGUCGUUGCUCCAACAUAUCUCGCAGAGACAGCCCCAAGAGCCAUCCGUGGCCUGUGUGUCUGUAUCUUCUCCGGAAACGUGUACCUAGGUAUUAUGCUUGGCUAUUUUGCUGCAUAUGGCAGUAGCCUGCACAUCGCCAAAACAAGCUCUUUCCAGUGGGUGAACUGCAAUCUACUCCACAUCUACUUUGCAUUCAUCAUCUUCACUGCUAGCUGGUUCGCAAAAGAAUCGCCUCGAUGGCUCAUCAAGGUGGGAAGACACGAAGAAGCAGCCAAAGAGAUGUCAACCCUCCGGAAUCUGCCAAUCGAGCACCCCUACGUCCAGACCGAGAUCAUUGACAUCAACGACCAACUGAAUCGUGAACGCGAGGCUACUCUAGGUCUUGGAUGGAUGGGAUACGUCAAAGAGCUUUUUCUAAUCCCUGCCAACCGGUACCGUGUUAUGCUCUCCGUCAUGUCGCAACUGCUUGGCCAAUGGUCUGGCGCAAACAGCAUCACGAUAUACGCCCCCGAGUACUUUGAAAUGGUUGGACAGACUGGCACAGAAGAGAAGCUAUUCGCCACCGCCAUUUUUGGCGUUGUCAAGUUCGUAUCUGCCAUGCUCUGCGCCUUCUUCCUGAUCGACUGGAUCGGCCGCAAGCGCGCAUUAUACACUGGUAUUUCGCUCCAGGCCUUUGCAAUGCUAUACAUGGCACUCUUCCUCGUCAUCGACACAACUGUGGAUGACGAAAGUAUUCCUCAGAGUCCAUCACAAAAACGGGCUGCUAUUGGAGCCAUUGUCAUGAUAUACCUGAGCGGUUUCGGAUGGGCUAUGGGCUGGAACAGCAUCCAAUACCUGAUUAACUCGGAGAUCUACCCUCUACGCCUGCGUGCCAUCGGUGGCUCACUCGCCAUGACUGUGCAUUUCGCAAACCAAUACGGUAACUCCAAGGCUGUGCCAAGCAUGUUCACCGGUCUGACAACUGGUGGAACCAUGUUUUUCUUCGCCGCCAUCACUUGUAUUGGCCUGAUCUGGGUGUACUUCUUCUUACCGGAGACCCAAGGCAAGAGUCUCGAAGCCAUGGACGCUAUGUUCUCACUCCCAUGGUACCUCAUCGGCCGCAAGGGCGCUCAAAUGACCCAGGGCAUUGGAAGCACUGCUGAGGUCUACGGCAUGGACGAAAAAGUGCCUGAGAUUGAGACGUUGGAAAGAAUUCCAUCAGAGUCUAGGGAGAAGCGUGCAGAUGCAUGA
Molecule: messenger RNA, 1656 nt
Organism: Pseudovirgaria hyperparasitica
Lineage: Eukaryota; Fungi; Ascomycota; Dothideomycetes; Acrospermales; Acrospermaceae
Product: general substrate transporter
Exons: 4
Coding region: 1-1656 (551 amino acids)
Biological process (GO): carbohydrate transport; transmembrane transport
Cellular component (GO): membrane
Molecular function (GO): carbohydrate:proton symporter activity
Source: RefSeq, a predicted model, not a curated record